AGUAUAAAAACUAUAGUAAAAUAAGGGGAUUUUAAAGAAAUUAAACUCAUCCAGUCACUACGGAUUUUCUAGAACAUCAGCGAAAUAUUAGUUGCUUGUAUUUAAUCGAUUUAAUAGUCAGCUUAAAAAAAACUUUCAAAAUAUUUUUACUCUUUUUCAUGUAUUUUAAACAAUUUCUCUUAAUCAAAUGAUUACAAAACUUUCCAAUUGUUCAUUUUUGCUUUUUAAAAUUUAACGUUGAAAUAAUAAAUCAAUUUAAAAGAAAUGUUGAAAUAAUAUCUUACAACACAAUACAUCUUCAGUUCCACUGUCAUUAUAUUGAUUUAUAUGUAUAUGCGAUGAAACUAUGAAAUUGUCUGCACUUCACUAAUACUACUUCUGCUGUAGCCACAACUAUGAUUAGCAUUUCGUAUUGAGUCUCUGGUCAAAGAAGAGCUCUGAACAUCUGCCUUUGAGACCAAGACGUGCAGUUCAACUUUGACAACAAAAGUGUUAUAAACAACAAACGGCCGCAGUUAUAAAAUAUUGUAUAAAAUAAAGCAAAAGAAACUAAUCAAAAUGAAGAGUUUAUUAGCGGUUUUAUUGCUAGUGAUAGCAGUACAAGGUCGUGAAUAUCAUUAUGAUAAACCACAAGUAGUUUUCCAAAAAGAAGAUGUUUCACAUACUGCCACACAACCUAGUAAAAGUAUUGUUAAAGGCGUACAUGGCAAGGAUUACGAGGUAACAAUGUCGGCUUCAAGAAAAGUAUUUGAAACACGUUUACCACCCAAAGAAGAAGUAUUUAUUGUACAACAUUUAAAUCAACCAGCAGCACCAGCAGUCUAUCAACCACAACCGGCCAUUGUCGCACCGUAUCAAUACCAACAGCCUACUGGCAUAAAUUCUACACCAAAUCCAGGAUUUUAUGGAACACUUCAGCAGACUUAUCGUAAUAAUCCACAACAACAUUUAAAUUUAAAUUCAAAUCAGUACAAUGGAGUCAAUGCAGCUAGUAAUGCUCAACAGCAUUACAAUCAAUUUACAGCUAAUACAAAUUAUCAACAACAACAGCAGUUACAGCGGCAACAGCAAUAUGGUGGUACAUUUUCCCAAUAUCCUCAACAACAACAACCGCAGCAACCCGGUGUAGUUUCCUCAAGAGCUCAACAACUACAACAAACAGGAGGCUCUUUUUCCCAAAUACCUCUGCAACAGCAGCAACAAAAAUAUUAUCCCCAACAAUACGAACAUUAUCUACAGCAGCCACAACGCAACACUAAUCUACCAAAUUCCAAUAAUCUACUAAACGAUUUAGUCAAUAAUCAUAAAUACGUUUCACAAUCGGAAGCAGCACAACACGAUGUUUAUCCGUACAAGCAAAUAAAUGGCAAUCCCCGACCAUUUACACGUAUCAUCACUAAAUGCGAUGCUCCAGGUCAAUGUGAACCACAAAAUGCUGCCGAGGGCGGUAGAGGAGGCAGUGAUUUUCACCAUCAACAGGUUUUAAAACAAUCGAAAGCUCAUGUGAGCCCCAAUACAGAUAAAUGUCAAAAUAAAUUCAAUUAUCAAUUUACGGGUAAUGCCUUAACAGGUAAUGCAGCUAAAGCCCAAAGAGGUAUACCCAUUACCAAGGGCACUGACUUAAGAGAUCGACGACUAUUUGCCUACAGUGAAGUGGUUAUACCACAAUAUCCACAUAAUUAGAUAUAACACAAAAGAAAAAAAAAUAACUUUAAAAAGUUUCUACUUUUGUUAAGCACUGUUUAAAGAUAAUAAUUUAAAAAAAUAAUCCUAAGAAUAUGCUAAGAAAAUAAAAUAUUUUUUUAAGAAAC
Lucilia cuprina (Australian sheep blowfly) is the source of this 1811-nucleotide messenger RNA. Its product is annotated as nuclear transcription factor Y subunit beta-like. The record is from RefSeq and is a predicted model, not a curated record. The coding region runs from base 559 to 1683 and encodes 374 amino acids. The transcript is spliced from 2 exons. NCBI's taxonomy places the organism in Eukaryota, Metazoa, Arthropoda, Insecta, Diptera, Calliphoridae.